Cuscuta europaea is the source of this 341-nucleotide messenger RNA. NCBI's taxonomy places the organism in Eukaryota, Viridiplantae, Streptophyta, Magnoliopsida, Solanales, Convolvulaceae. The record is from the annotation of a GenBank genome assembly.
CACCGUAAGUACGCCAGUCAAAAUCGGCGGGGAGAUUUCCGAUUGGAAGGAUUUCGGCUUUCUGUGCAUCCGAGGGGAGCUUAAGCUUGUUGGACCGUCGUUUGCUGAUCCCGAGGUACGUCCUGCGGAACUCCUUGGGAGUGAGAUCCGAGAAUUUUGUGAUGCCGUGGACGGCGGUGGGAUCUAUCAGCUGGUGGCGCUGAGCGCGGAGCAAGUUAGCACUGAAGACGGAGAAUCUGUAGUCGUGCUCCUCCUGGGUAGCGUAGCUUUUGGCGAACUUGGUCUUGAAGAGCGAAAAGUGAUGAUCGGCGUUGAGCAGGUCCUUGGCACCGGUAACAACC